AUAAUGCUAAACAUAAAAAACUUGUCCAACGUGGCAUUUUAUGGCAGAUCUUACCCUUCACAGACUAGCAUGGGUGACAAAAAAUUGACCUUCUUCCAUGGAGGAAAUUUCGUCCAAGUUCCCAAUUUGGAGUAUGUUGGUGGGGAUAAAUAUGUCCUUGACAAUAUUGAUGAAGACAAGUUAAGCUAUUUUGAGAUUCGGGACAUUGUAAGGGAGGAUAUGAAACUAGAAUUUACAAAACUAUAUUAUAGAAUUCUUGAAAUUGAUUUAGAGCAUGGAUUAGUAGAAAUUAAAUCGGAUGGUGAUGCAUUACAGAUUGCAUGGCACUUAAUUGAACAUGGUUCUGUAGACAUUUAUGUUCAUAAUGGACUUGGGCACAUUCUAUUUAAUGCAGCUAAUGUUAUUAAUGAGGUUAAUGAAGAUGUUGAUUUGGAGCAGUUAAGUUUUGAUAAAGAAGAGUUAGUUAAUGAAUUAGUUGAUGUGCAUUUGAUGAAUGAAGAGCUGGACCACGUUGGACUUGAAUGUAGGAAUGCAAGUGGUAUCAUUAAUGGUGGUGUUUAUGCAGAUAUGGAUCAAAGAACUCGAGAUGGGUUUUUUGUUGAGAUAGAUGUCCUGAGUGAUAGAGAUGAUGAAGAGCUAAUUAGUGCAUAUGGGAAUCAGGCUCAGUUUUGGAAGCAAACACAUGCUCUGGAUCCUGCAGAUGGUAUAGAAGUUCCAAUAACCCUUGACAAAGGUAAGCAAAAGGUGGAUCAAGAAGCUUGCUAUCUAGGAGGUUAUGAUCAAUACACUUUAUCUGAUUCGGGGACUUCUAUAGCGAGUUCUGAAGGGGAGAGGGACUCAGAUUAUAUUGACAGUGAUGAUCCAGGGGAAUAUGUCUCAAAUUCAGAGCUUGAAUUAUUUGAAACUGAUGAUGCUGUUAGAGAGAAGACAGUAGGUCCAGUUUAUGAUCCUAGUUGUAAAAUUCCACAUUUUGAACUUGGGAUGAAAUUUGAAAACCACUUACAGUUCAAGAAUGCUUUAUUCCACUAUUCUACAUACAAAGGCUUUGCACCAAAAUGGUUGAGGAAUGCUCCUGACAAGCAAAGAGUGAUAUGUAAGGCUCCAAAUUGUCCAUGGUAUAUAUCUGCAACUCUUCAAAAGAGAGAUGGUAGCUUCAAAGUUGUUGCACUUGUUAAAGAGCAUAUUUGUAUCAAGGAUAACAAGAACCCUAUGCUUGGAACUCAUUCUGAAAUACUUGUAUCAAGUGGAAGCCAAAGAGAGAGAAGAGGACCACAACAAGGGUUUAGGGAGAUUAGACCAAGGUCUGAAGUUGGAGAAAGUUCUAAGCAGGGAAGCCAAAGAAAAGGCAAAGGAGAUAAUACCUCUAAGAAACAGAAUUAAAGCUUUUGGUUGGCUUAAAUGUGUUUUAAAAAGGCUUUUUUGUUUAUGUGAAGUUAUGGCAGGAAACUAGACUUUAGUUUAUGUGUACCUAAACUUGAUGUUGGGCACCUUCAAAGCAUCUUCUAUCUGGUUUGGACUUUGUCUUGGAUAGACAAAGCAAACUUGGUUUUGUGUAGUUUGGGCAUUUAAAUGGAAAUGAAAGUGUUCUAUGUUCCUUUUAGUUGAGCUUUACCAUAAAAAAUAUGUCAGUUGAAGUUAGGAGUAUGUCUGGUCUGGAGUUUUCUCUUCUUUUCUAUUUAAAGUUACAAUUCCAGUAUAUUUAAGGUUUCUUUUGCCCUGUUUUUCUAUUUAAAGUUGCAGUUCCAGUAUAUUUAAGGUUUCUUUCCCCCUAUUUUCUUGUUUAAAGUUGCAGAGCCAGUAUAUUUAAGGUUUCCUUCACCAUGUUUUCCUUUUGACAUUUUGGCAAAGUUUCUCUUGCCAUUUUGGCAAAGUUUCUCUUCCCUUUGUCUAUUUCUAGCAUACCAAUUCUAUGUUAUGUUUUUAUCAAUUUUGGCAGAGUUUAUCUUGCCUUUGUCUGUUUCCAGUAUACCAAUUAUAUGUUCUAUUUUUGUCAAUUUUGGCAGAGUUUAUCUUGCCUUUGUCUGUUUCCAGCAUACCAAUUAUAUAUUUUGUAUCAAGAUAACAUUAGACAUAAAUGAUAAUAGACGUAAUUUUCAUUG
Rubroshorea leprosula is the source of this 2099-nucleotide messenger RNA. NCBI's taxonomy places the organism in Eukaryota, Viridiplantae, Streptophyta, Magnoliopsida, Malvales, Dipterocarpaceae. The record is from the annotation of a GenBank genome assembly.